Molecule: messenger RNA, 2259 nt
Organism: Psammomys obesus (fat sand rat)
Lineage: Eukaryota; Metazoa; Chordata; Mammalia; Rodentia; Muridae
Gene: Tph2
Product: tryptophan hydroxylase 2
Exons: 11
Coding region: 1-1473 (490 amino acids)
Biological process (GO): aromatic amino acid metabolic process; serotonin biosynthetic process
Cellular component (GO): neuron projection
Molecular function (GO): iron ion binding; tryptophan 5-monooxygenase activity
Source: RefSeq, a predicted model, not a curated record
AUGCAGCCGGCAAUGAUGAUGUUUUCCAGUAAAUACUGGGCCAGGAGAGGGUUGUCCCUGGAUUCGGCAGUGCCCGACGAGCAUCAGCUUCUUGGCAGCUUAACACUAAAUAAAGCUAUCGCUAGCAAAAGUGAGGACAGGAAAGGAAGCAAAGAGAGCGGCAAAGGUGACUCUACAGAGAGUGGCAAGACAGCGGUUGUGUUCUCCUUGAAGAAUGAAGUUGGAGGGCUGGUAAAAGCACUGAGACUCUUCCAGGAAAAACAUGUCAACAUGCUUCAUAUUGAAUCCAGGAGAUCCCGGCGAAGAAGUUCUGAAGUUGAAAUCUUCGUGGACUGCGAAUGUGGCAAGACAGAAUUCAAUGAGCUCAUUCAGUUGCUGAAAUUUCAGACCACCAUUGUGACACUUAACCCACCUGAGAACAUUUGGACAGAGGAAGAAGAACUAGAGGACGUGCCGUGGUUCCCUCGGAAGAUCUCUGAGUUAGACAGAUGCUCUCACAGAGUUCUCAUGUAUGGUACUGAGCUUGAUGCUGACCACCCAGGAUUUAAGGACAAUGUCUAUCGACAGAGGAGGAAGUAUUUUGUGGAUGUGGCCAUGGGUUAUAAAUAUGGCCAGCCCAUUCCCAGGGUGGAGUACACAGAAGAAGAAACUAAAACUUGGGGCAUUGUGUUCCGGGAGCUCUCUAAACUCUACCCGACUCAUGCUUGCCGAGAGUACCUGAAAAACUUCCCCCUGCUCACCAAGUACUGUGGCUAUAGAGAAGACAAUGUGCCUCAACUCGAAGAUGUCUCCAUGUUCCUGAAAGAGCGGUCUGGCUUCACUGUGAGACCAGUGGCUGGGUACCUGAGCCCAAGAGACUUCCUGGCUGGCCUUGCCUAUAGAGUGUUCCACUGCACCCAGUACGUGCGGCACGGCUCUGACCCCCUCUACACUCCAGAACCAGACACAUGCCACGAACUCUUGGGACAUGUCCCGCUGCUUGCAGAUCCAAAGUUUGCUCAAUUUUCACAAGAGAUCGGCCUAGCCUCUCUGGGAGCCUCAGAUGAUGAUGUUCAGAAACUAGCCACGUGCUAUUUCUUCACAAUCGAGUUUGGCCUUUGUAAGCAAGAAGGUCAACUGCGGGCAUAUGGAGCAGGGCUGCUUUCCUCCAUUGGAGAAUUGAAGCAUGCUCUUUCUGACAAGGCGUGUGUAAAAGCCUUUGACCCAAAGACAACCUGCUUGCAGGAAUGCUUAAUUACCACCUUCCAGGACGCUUACUUUGUCUCAGAAAGUUUUGAAGAAGCCAAGGAAAAGAUGAGGGACUUUGCAAAGUCAAUUACUCGUCCCUUCUCAGUAUAUUUCAACCCCUACACACAGAGUAUUGAAAUUCUGAAAGACACCAGAAGUAUUGAAAAUGUGGUGCAGGACCUGCGCAAUGAUUUGAACACAGUGUGUGAUGCCCUGAAUAAAAUGAACCAAUAUCUGGGGAUUUGAUAUCUAGAACCAGUGUUGUUGUCAGCAUGAGCUUUUGGGGGCUUAGCAACAAUUCAGUCAAUGUUAUCCAACAUCAAUAACUUUCCGUGUUAUGGUUGGCUACUUAGCGUGCAAUUCUGUGUGUCUACAGCGCUGUGCAACUUAUGGUGUUAAUAUACAAAAAUACUAAGAAAUCCAUGCAGAUUACCAUUCAUCAUUUGAAAGAUUAUGAUAUAUUUAAAUGUCUCAAAUAGAUUUAGCAUUUCCGAUUAGUGAUCAAACUGCAACUUAAGCAAACUGUGUCUUUAAAAUUUGUAACAUUCUUCUCACAAUUUUAGUUGGUGACCUUUUCUUCUUUGGACCUGAGACUUCCUUUGUGUUCAUUAGAUAAAAUAAAAAUAGUAGGGAGGUAGUUUUUAUUUGCAGUAGUAUCAGUGUUAUUUGAGAUAAACUAGAGUUGCUCCAAGCUUCUCAUCACAGCCACAAAAGAUUUAAUAUUCUAUGUCAGAAGCUGUUCAUAAACAAGAUGGUUGGAAUGAUUUUGGACUGAGUAUUCAUACAAUGUAAGAAAAGAAAACUUUUAAUGAAUGGGAUAUAUGGGUUGCACUGACCUUGUUGGAACUGAUUUGUGGCAAGCUUCCUGAGGGUUUUGGAAGGAAACACUCUGAGAAAGAAUAUUCAUUCGGACAGCUUAAAGAGAAGGAAAGAAAAUCUUGUAACUGUAAGUGUGUUGUUGGGAUAAAGGCUGAAUUUCAUGUUAGACUUCUGACAAGUCCACCAUAGUGUACAUAUGUGUUCAUGUGUUGA